This is a messenger RNA of Raphanus sativus (radish), 1146 nucleotides long. RefSeq lists its product as uncharacterized. The transcript has 8 exons. Bases 1 to 1146 code for a protein of 381 amino acids. NCBI's taxonomy places the organism in Eukaryota, Viridiplantae, Streptophyta, Magnoliopsida, Brassicales, Brassicaceae. The record is from RefSeq and is a predicted model, not a curated record.
AUGGAAAACACCUGGUUUGUUCAUGUCAAGGUUCUACACGCUUGGAGACAAACCAUUCAAUCAGUUGAUACCAUGGAAUUCGUUUUGGUUGAUGAGACUGUUUCUCCUGCUGGUGGAGCGUAUCGAACCACGAAUCAUGCCUGGAAGAUUGUUUUCAAUCAGAAUACGUCCAUUACCCGAUCUAAUCAUUCUAACGAUGAGUUGUACCUAGAUUUGGUCGACUUUCAGACGGUUUUGUCUGGAACACUUGAUGACAAUCUACUAAUUGAUGUUCUGGGUCAAGUUGUCGAUUGUGGUGAGGUCGAAACCAUCCAGUGUGCCGGGGGAAAGCAACGUAAAAAGCUAGAUUUGAUUCUAAGCGACAUCAAGAUCAAUGCUGAUGAGAAAUUUCUAACAUCAUUUAUGAGUAAUGAGGACAGUCAUGAGGACAACAACAAACAAGUUUCGCUUUCAGGGAAGCGAGGAAAUCGUGAUAAGUGGUUACUCUUUCCCUCUAAGAGCAUCCAAGAAAUGAUAACAUCAACUCAAAUUGAUAGAUGCCUGGUGAGAUGCACAGUGUACGCCAUUGAUAUAGAUUGGUCGUGGUAUUAUUUUGGAUGUAAAGCUUGCAACAAAAAAGUGAUCAAAACAGGAACCCAAGUUAAGAAACUGAAUGUUCAAGAGAUCGUCACUCAUAGUUGGUGGUGUGAGACUUGCAAAGACACUGUCUUCGAAGUUUCACCGAGAUUCUGGCUGCACUUGAUGAUCAAUGAUGAUACAGGCCUUGAAGAUCCUACCUUAUUGCCCGAAUGUAUUACUGAUUUGAUUGGCAAAGACUUCACCUUCGGAGUCUAUGUUGAGAAAGAAAAUGUUGCCUACGGUGCUGAAAUUUAUAAGGUGGGGAAAAUCUACAAAGACAAAACCCCCUCUGUUUCUAAUGUAAUCACUACUGGUCAAGACAAUAAGCCUUUGUCAAUUACUUAUGUUGAUGAGGACUCACAUGACAUAAGUGAAAGUCAAGAAACUGCCAAUGCUAUUUCUACACUAUCCAUUAAGAGAAAAGAAGAGGAGACUAACGAGCAGGGUGAUCUAAGUUCGACAUCAAAGAAGCCUUGCAUAAGGCUUAUCAAGCUUGAGAAAGUCGAGCAGGCUAAGAAGAACGAUUGA